CUACGGUUAUUGUACCAGCGCGUGUCCUCCUCUGGUCUGGUAUGCGCUUAAUCCUUAGUUCGCACGACAUCGUUAUGUUACAGUAGAACCUCAACGCAACGUCAGAAUGGUCGGCGGUCGAUCAAUGACGACAGUCGAGACACAAACAACGUGACGAUGAGAGAAAGUUUGUGCACACGACAUAAAUAGAACAUGAGGUCUCACGAUGCUUAUAUAGACUUCACGUCGACACCCAUCUACUCAACAACCUCAGCAACACCAACAAUACCAAACUCCCAUCUAUUCUAAUCCAUCGCCAACAACCCUAUACUCAAAAUGCGCACCACAUCCCUCAUCACUCUCGCGGCCACCGCCCUGGUCUCCUCUGCCAGCGCCCGAAUCAAUGGCUUCACCCUUCCGGACACCAUCUACCUCGACGCCGACGUCCCGAUCACCAUCACGACCGAAGGCUACAUUCAAUCCGUGCAGGACGUGAGCAUUGCCUUCGGAAUCGCGCCAGCCGCACAGGCAGACCCAAAGACAUUGGGCACGAGGCUUUUGAGCAGUAAAUUCUUGGGACCUGACAACUCCAACACUUACGACAAUAUCACCCACUACGUCCACAUCCCCUCAUCCCUGGCCAGCGGCGAUGCCGUCGUCACGGCCGCCUUGACCUCGCUCUACGGCGCCUUCUACGGUCCCGUCUUGACGUACUUCACCAAGAACGUCACUGUGUUGACGAGACCCUAG
Dissoconium aciculare CBS 342.82 is the source of this 729-nucleotide messenger RNA. RefSeq lists its product as uncharacterized. NCBI's taxonomy places the organism in Eukaryota, Fungi, Ascomycota, Dothideomycetes, Mycosphaerellales, Dissoconiaceae. The record is from RefSeq and is a predicted model, not a curated record. The coding region runs from base 316 to 729 and encodes 137 amino acids. The transcript is spliced from 2 exons.